Molecule: messenger RNA, 6213 nt
Organism: Tachysurus fulvidraco (yellow catfish)
Lineage: Eukaryota; Metazoa; Chordata; Actinopteri; Siluriformes; Bagridae
Gene: parp4
Product: poly (ADP-ribose) polymerase family, member 4
Exons: 35
Coding region: 145-5742 (1865 amino acids)
Molecular function (GO): NAD+ poly-ADP-ribosyltransferase activity
Source: RefSeq, a predicted model, not a curated record
CAGAUGAAUUGUGAUUGGUCCGCUCGGCUCCAGGGGCGUGGCUUGUAGCUCUUCCUGGAAGUUGUUGUUUUUUUUUGACAGCACUUCUCUCUGUGCCUUUGUAUCAUAAUACACAAGAUAAUAUACUUCAUCGGCUUAUUACGAAUGUCAGACAGAAUGGCUAUAUUCAAUGACUGCUCAGUGGUUCUGGACCUGAAAAAUGUCCCUUUUAAAGAGAAGAAGAAGUUGAUGACUGCUAUAGUUGAUAAUGGAGGAAACAUAUCGUAUGUAGUGAACCAGAAGUGCACAUUUAUGGUUGCGAGCAGCCUGGAGAACAUAAGCAGCAGCAGGUUGAGGAGUGUUCAGAAACACCAGACACCCGUGGUCGCUCAGCAGUAUGUGUGGAGCUGCCUUGAGAAAGGACUGCUGUUACCUGUUCAAGAGCAUGUCUUAAAGCCACAGAGCUCAGGAAUCACACCUGAACAAGCUGGGUUGAAGUCCAUUUUUCAGCCUUGGAUCGAAACCAGUAGUAUUUAUGAGAGAGCCAAAACUCAGGUGAAGGAUGGCACGUACCUGGGCCAGUUCAGAUUAUACAAGGAAAAUGAUCGUGAUAUUCCAGAAUUUCCUUCAGAUUUCCAAGUUGCCAAGUACUCCAUUUUGUUCAAGUCCAACACAUGGUCAGUUCUGGAGCUUCAGAGUGCCAAAAGCCAAGCAGGACAGCAAUAUCGUGUUGUGAGCUCCAUCAUGCACGAGAUAGAGAAGAGUGUGGUGUGGGAUAAGCAGGUGCACAGCUGUAGCUCUGAGGAUGCUGUGGAUGCGUAUCUGAUGCUGAACAAGGAGCUGCAGGUCCAAGGCUUCACUCAGACACAAACACUUCCCCAAUGGGCUGAAAAUCUGACCUCUCACAGCCUCCAGCAGCUUCUGUUGGAGGAAAGGCUUAACUGCAGCACAGUCUCACAGGAAGUAGGCGGCUUUGUGGAACUCAUCUGGACAGAAACCCUCGGUUCACUUAGCAGUAUCCUGACUGUCCCUGUUACCAGCAUCAGUCUCAAUGAUGUGAGCAGGGUGGAAGGAUUACUGCUGCAGGUACAGAAAACACAGUGUGAGGAUGAAGUCAAUGGUCUUCUGGAUGAAGUCAACACGCUGCUUCCUCUUAGGAUAAUAGUGCAAGGCUCAAAAAACAAGCUGGUGUCAAAAAAACUAGACAUCUGUCAGCUUAUCAGAGAUAUUCUGAACAUGAUGGAGGCGACAUUGGGAAACCCCUAUCUAUCCUCUCUGGGGAAAUAUCGUGCUCUGAGGUGCAGUAUUGAGCAGGUGCCAUCUCAAAGCCCAGAGUUUCUGUCUGUCUGCCAGCUUCUACAGGACAGGCCAGCUGAGAUUCAGCAGAUACUGCGUGUGAGUAGAGGAGCAGAGCUUCAUAUGUUUAGAAAUGAACUCGGCAACAUUAAGUCUCUCCUUCAUUCCACUGCUUCCAACAGCCUGGUAGGAAUCCUGUCUCGAGGUCUGUUGCUGCCCAGGGUUGGAGUAGAGCAGCAUGGGAUUGAAAGAACAGAUAUUGGGAAUCUAGGAAGUGGCAUCUACUUCAGUGACUCAUUAAACACCUCAGUCAAGUAUUCCAAACCCAGUGUGACGGAUGGUUCUCGACUCCUGCUGGUGUGUGAGGUGGCUCUGGGUCAAUGUAAAGACCUGCACAAAAGGGAUUUCACUUUGACCUCUGCCCCUGAAGGCUACAACAGCGUGCACGGAGUUUGCCGUAAACAAAAGACACACUCUGAUUUUGAGGAUGAUGAAUAUGUGGUGUAUAACACAGACCAGAUCAGGCUGAAAUAUGUAGUACGGUAUGUUCUACCUGAAGAUGAAGUGAAGGACUUUCAGCCUGAUGUUGACAUGACUCUAGCACCUCUACCUUUGGCUUCAUCCUCACACUUCUUGAACGCUGAUGAUGGUGAGGGUUUAGGAGUGAUUAAGAACUCUCUGGAGGGGGUCACCGCCGGGUUAUUGGACGGUAACGGUCAGACGCUCCCCCUGCAGGCAGUACAUGUGAGAUGUAAGCUAAUGGACCUUCUCUCUCAGGUUGUCAUUUUCCAGACAUAUAAAAAUGACAGCAAUGUUCCUAUAGAGGCAAAGUAUGUCUUCCCUCUAGAAGAGACAGCUGCAGUGUGUGGAUUUGAAGCCUUCAUUAAUGGAAAGCAUGUUAUUGGAAAGGUGAAGGAGAAGGAGCAGGCACGUAAAGAAUACAAGCAGGCUAUAGAGAAAGGCCAUGGAGCCUACCUGAUGGACCAGGAUGCACCUGAUGUGUUCACCAUCAGUGUGGGAAACUUGCCCCCUGGAGCCACAGUGCUGAUCAAAGUGACCUUCAUCACUGAGCUGGUUGUGAGAGCAGGCACCAUCGUCUUCUCCCUGCCAGGCAGUGUAGCUCCAUGGCAGCAAAGCUCAGCAAUGAACCAGAGAACUCAGACGACCGUUGAAAAGAUCUGUGUGAACGAGCUUCCGCCAAAAGGAGAGUUCUCUCUGUCCAUGUCUAUCGAGAUGCCCUAUGAGAUCAUGAACCUAGAGUCGUCUCAUCGAAUCAAAAUAAAGAGGACGGAUUGUAAGGCCGUAGUGAGCACAUUACCAGAACAGACACUCAGCACCGAUGGAUUCCGGCUCAGCUUUACGCUGUUACAGAUCCAUAUGCCCAGAAUGUGGGUGGAGAAACAUCCAGAGAAGGACACUGAGGCCUGCAUGUUGGUGUUUUAUCCACACUUUGAGUCCAGUGGAUUGUCUGUGUCUGGCGUGAGUGAUGUGAUCAUUGUACUGGAUACGUCAGAGUCCAUGCGAGGAGAUGCCAUGCAGAACGCACGCAGGAUUGCUCUGAAGGUGCUCAACUCACUGGACCGUUCAUUAAGAGUCAAUGUCAUCUCAUUUGGUUCUGAUUACAAGGAGGCUUUCCCUUCACCGAAUUUGCUAGAGGACGUAUUUGAAGAAGCCAAGAAUUUCAUUAUGUCCUCGACUGCUGUUGGUGGCAGCACUGAGCUUUGGAGACCCCUGCGCACCCUGAAUCUGCUGCCUCCUUCACGUGGUGUGAGAAACGUGUUGCUUAUCUCUGAUGGACAUGUGCAGAACCAGCCUCAAACCCUGCAGCUGGUGCGAGACAACGUCCGACACACACGUCUCUUCACCUGCGGCCUCAACCUGACAGCUAAUCGUUACAUGCUGAGAGCUCUGGCUCAGGCAGGUGGAGGAACUUAUGAGUUUUUUGACACCAAGACAAAGUACAACUGGGCUGAAAAGGUGAAUUCUCAGGUGAGGUGCAUGGUAUCACCAGGCUGUAGCUCUGUGGCAGUUAAGUGGCGGCAGUUCAACCCUACAGCUCCCUCUCCUGUUCAGGCUCCCUCACAGCUCCAUGCUCUCUUCAGUGAACGUCACACUUUGGUCUAUGGCUUUGUCCCACACUGCACUCAGGCUACACUGUUUGGUGAUCUGAGUGGGCAGGAAAUUGAGACCAUGGUUUCUACUACAGAAUUACAGAAGACAAAAGGAACAUUCCUUCACAAGCUAACGGCAAGAGCAAUCAUCAGAGACUAUGAGGAUGGCAGCCUUGGCACUAGUGAGGCAGAACAUGAGGGGAAGAAAGCAGAACUAAAGUCCUACAUCAUUGAGCUCAGUAAGGAGUUCUCCAUCCUGUCCCAGUUUACCAGCUUCGUUGCUGUUGAAGAGAGAGAUAAGGAAAAGCCUGACUCCGGCUUUACUGACGUGCCUAAGAUAAUUGCAGAGGAAGAUGUGGAUAUUCUCCCUUACAUGGGAUGGAGAGAACACAGACAGAGGAGUCAGGAGUCAGAAUCACCCGACAUUAUCGAUGCCUCUGAACUUUAUGUUGGGUCCUGCAAACUAUCUGUACCGUGUGACACUUAUGACUCAGAAGAAUUUUGUGACGCCGAUGAAUUUUAUCCUGAGGUUGAUUAUAGUGAUGUGGACACAUAUGAUGAUUGCUUAGGAUUUGGAUUUUUUGAUGCACCUGUAAUGGAAGAUGUCCAACCCACUCCUGAGUCUCAGACACUUCAUGCAGACAUUACAUGCACAGCUUCUAUUGAGCCAGAAGGAUCUCUUCCGUCAGAUUCCGUCUAUUCCCUUUCAGAAUCCGUGACUGUUUCUGACGGACACGUCCCCUUGGCCUAUCACUCUGCAUUAAGUGUAAAUACAUCUGCAGGUCUCAUGCUUGCAGCAAACUUAGUUUCAGCUCCUGAUACUGUUGAUUCUCACCUCGUUGCCUCAGCUAUUCCUGUUGCACUUAAUCUUAGUACUAGAAGCAAUGAUUCCUAUCAGUCUUCAGAAGUUUGUUUCUUUCCACCCAUUAAUGAUUUUGCAAUGCUGCGUUCUCUUUCUCCUCCUCCUGCUCCUAAAGAUAGAUUUAAAUUAAAAUCAGCUUCUUACGGUCAUAAACAUGACACACCCUCUCAAUUUCUUUCAACUCCUUCUGGUCCUUUUAGAUUGUCUGCUCGUCGUUCAAAUAUGGCUGGCUUUGGACUUUCUCGUUCUCGUUCUGAUGUUAGUUCUGAAGACUCUCCUUCUCCUGGUGUAUACGGUUCUUCAGAUUAUAUUAAAACCACUUUCGGAGUCCCUCCACCUCCCCAUCUCGGUCUUGCUCGUUGUCGAGCCUCUAAUUCUCUUCCUUCCCCACCUCUUCCUGGUAUUAUUGCUUGUUUUGAAGCUUCUGCUCCUCCUCCUCCUCCUGGGGUUAUUGCUGAUUUCGCAGCCUCUGCUCCUUCUCAUUCUGGUGUUAUUACUCAUUUUGCACAAUCUGAUUCUCUUCCUCCUCCUCCUCCUGGUGUUAUUGCUGGUUUUGGAGCCCCUGCUCCUUCUGGUGUUAUUGCUAGUUUUAGAGCCCCUGCUCCUCCUCUUCCUGGUGUUAUUGCUGGGUUUGGAGCCCCUGCUCCUCCUCCUCCUCAAGGUGUUAUUGGUGGGUUUGGAGCCCCUCCUCCUCCUCCUCCUGGUGUUAUUGAUGGGUUUGAAGCCCCUGCUCUUUCUGGUGUUAUUGCUGGUUUUGGAGCCCGUGAUCCUCCUCCUCCUCCUCCUGGUGUUCUUUCUGGUUUUAGAGCCCACGUGUCUUCUGUCCAGUAUGAUCUCUUUGAUCAACCUCUACACACUGAGACAGAUGGUGAGGUCAGUGAAAGUCAGAGAAAACAAAAAUUACAUUUAGUGAGGAGCCACCACCUUAAUGAGGUUCAAAGCACUCUUCAUCUUGAUGACAAGCUGCCACGCAGCUUCAGAAAAAGCUGCUUAAGAAGACGAUACAGACGACCUGACGGGAUCAACUGGGAUGAGCUGUUUAACCUUCAACACCAGGAUGGUUAUUGGGAAUGUUCUGGGACACUAAGUAGAUUCCUGGGCCUGGAUAUGGACUUCCUCACCAAUGUGUUCCUGAAAGAGAAAGGCAUCUGUUCUUUGGGUGAAAAGGCUCAUGCUGUCAUCCUGAAGAUGGUAGCCACACUGCUGGUGCUGCAGUUGAUCCGAGUGAAGAAGAUGGCUGACGGGGAGCUGUUACAGUCUCUCUUCCGCCUCGCUGACCACCCCGAGCCCAGGCCAGCCUGCUGGGCAGCACUGAAGAAGGCAGUGGAGUGGGUGUGCUGGGCAGAAAGACAGUACCCAUGUGUGUACAGCAGGCUAGAGUUCGGCUGGGACUGGGAGUCGAGCACACGCCAGCUGCUGGGACUGGACCCUCUGCCUCCAUUCUCACCUCUGAUCCCUGUGCUCCAGAGAAGUACACAUCUGAAAGUCAUGUAGGCAUGUGAAGGCCAUUUAAUUCAGUUCACUUCAGUUUUAUUUGUAUAGCGCUUUUAACAGUGGACAUUGUCUCAAAGCAGCUUUACAGAAGAUAAGAAAUACAGUACAAAACGUUUAUUAUACAAAGAUCAAUAUUAUACAAAUGUCCAAGAUUAAUAUUAGACUCAUAUAUAAAUGUUUUUGUAUUUAUCCCCAUAUUUGCAUUAAGUGUUAAGACUUACAACUUAAUUCUGUUAUCUUUAGAUAAUUUAGCAGUGCUUUGUAUACUCUAUUUUGACACGGGCAUUUUGUCAAAUGUUCUAGAGGAAAGGUGUGUUUAAAGAUGUUUACACAUGAAAGAAGAGCAGUGAGUGUUGUCAUGUGCUUGAUGUUCAAAGGAAGAGAAAUCAUUGUCAGUGCUUCUCUGUGUAUCACCAGUUUCUUAUAUUCUAUUUCUGUUUCCUGCAAUAAACAAGUUGGAUGUUCAUUUAA